AUCAGCUUUUGCAGUUGCCAGAGUCAGGAAGCGGGAAUAUUGACUUCUUUCAAACUUUACGAUGUCAAUAAGAGGUAAUGUAACAAGAAGUUGAUUAGAUAACAGCACCAUCACCAUGGCAACCAGUCAGACAGUAGAUAUAAACACUUCUACGCCAUCAAUCAAUGCAACAGUCCUUAAUAAUGACACUGCCAAUGGGAAACAAAAUGGAGCAAUAGAUCCGACUGAAAGCAACCAUGUUAUGGAGAAUGAAUCAGGUUUUGAUUUUCCAGUUAAGGAUGAACCAGAGGAUUACGAGGAGUAUAACAGUGAUGGUGAAUAUGUUGAUACAAAUAUUGAAUACACAGCUGUUAAAUACGAAGACAAUGAUGUUGGUGGUGAACAGUAUGCAACUGAGUUAGAUGAAGCCAAUGAUAAUGUGGAAUAUACUCAAAUAAAGGGCGAACCAUUAUCAUCAUCUCCUGAGGCAACGGAUUCAAACAGCCUAGAAAAACCUCCAAAUAGCACAAAUGAUAUUCUUGUUCCUGUUCAAAAUGAUAACACAAAUAGAACAUAUGGGACUGAUAAUUACCUGGACGAGAAAUUUACUAAGGCGCCUCUUGUGAAACAUCGUGAUAAUAAUAGAAAAGUUGUCGCAACUUUUGCUCCAAAUCUGGAAUCAUCAAACUUUUAUGCGUGUAAGAAAUGCUUUUACUUCACUGAUCAAACAAAGCAUGUGUAUCGUCACGUGAAAGUGCACGAUAGUGGCGCUGUCAUCAACGUCCUUUGUGGUACCUGUAAAGAAAUGUAUCCUGAAGAUCAAAUGAGAUUUCACAUCAUAAAAAAACAUUUCGGCGUUUCACCAAACAUACUACUUGGAAUCAACACAAAUAUAUUCCAAGUGGAGUCUGAUGUAGCCACAUUACUAGAUAAUAAUCCGUAUGUAUGUAAACUUUGCAGUUAUAAAACAAAUCUAAAGCGGUUAAUGUAUCUCCAUUUAGGUACUAAGCAUUACAAGGCAGAGUUGUAUGAGUGUACGUACUGUCAUUUCAAUUCUGUGGAAAAAGAACAAGUCUAUAUACAUUAUUUACAAAAUCACCCCAAGUGUAAGUCAGGGGGAAUCGACUCGGUAGUGGUAACGCAGAAAAACUCUUGGGAGAGAUUUCUGAAAGUAAUUGACAAUUUAUAUUUUUGUCACAUUACCCCUACAGAACUUCAGAAUCUACAGAAUCGAAUCAGCUCACCGAACCGAGUGCAUAAAAGGACAACUAAAGGUCAAAAGCUGAUAUUUCAUGAAAAAAUACAAAUGGCUAAUGAGCAGUUACCUUGGCAAUUCAAUGAACACAAAUUUCAUCAAACUCCAGACAACCAGAUUGUCGGAACCAAAUGUCACAGUCUUCAAACCGACACCCCUGGUUCUUUAAAAAAUAUCAUGAAUCCUAGUAGCUCCCUUAAGUCAGGCUCCCCAAAUCCUGGCGCAGGCUCCACCAAUCUUGGCACUGGCUCCACCAACCUUGGUGCAGGCUCCACUAGUCUUGGCACUGUCUCCAAUGACCUUGUCACAGGCUCCACCAUCCUCACAACUUCCAAGUCCCUCCAGUGUGGAUCUACCACCCUCCUUGAAGGGUCUGAUAAACCACCUUCUUGCAGUAGAGCAUCCCCAAAGAAUGUGGAGGAGCCAAUAUCUGGGGAAAAUCUUAUUAAUUUUCUUGGUACACAUGGCAAUGUUGUGAACUCUCUACUCAGUGCAAAGUCCGAAGAGGAACAGAAAGAUGCCCUAGCAUUGCUGAAACCCCGCACUAAAUCACAGUCAGGCUCUGGGAAAAGAAAAAAGCGUAAACCAGAUUUAAGACCUGAUAACUUGGAGGCAACCAAUCCAAAGCCAUCCUACCCAAAUAAACCCACAGGUCUGAUAGGAACCCCACAGGUUGCCUGGCCAGUAAGGGCUGAGCCUGGAGGUGGGCCUAACAUUAGGUUCAAAUUACCAAUACCAAAAAACCCCAAAGAAGGAUUCAGAACAGCCUGGGAGCCUGUGGUAGAACCUGAGGAGACUGGUUGGACACUAGAAGAUGAGCAGCAAUACCAGAGGCAGAAGCUUCAGUCUAUUCUACAGACCAAUAAUGAACCACAGAGGAUAGAAGAAGGUGAAGUUGAAAUAAAGCAAGAGCCAGAUGACGGCGAUGACAAGAGAGAAGUGAUGCAUCUUGUUGACCCAAUGGAAAUAAAUGAUGAAGAGACUGGGGAUCUCACUGAGACAGAUGACUCUUACGAAGAAGCAGAUGAUGAUGACGGGCAAAGUGAACCUGCUGAUAGGACAAAACGUAGGAGGACCAAUAAACAAGAUGCUUCACUCAAGAAACGGAGACAAUAUGAGGAGGAUGACGAGGACUGGGUGCCUCCUAAACCAUCUCCAAAACGUAAACGACUAAAUAUCUCACGGAAAGACCAAACUCAAUCUGUUCAAGACUCCGAUUCCACUGAGACUAACACAAACACUGUCGCAGUUCCGCCAGCCCCUGUAGAACAAGAGCUUUUCCCCCUUGAAGAAAUCGAUAAACCAAAUAAGGAGAUAUACAUCUGUAAAUCGUGUGUUUAUGUCAGUACGACAAUACGGGCGGUGAAGGUGCACUCAAAGCGUUUUCAUUGCGAGUAUAAACCGUAUAAAUGUCGUUGGUGUUCUGCUGGGUUUGUAGAACGAAUGGACGUAGUGAACCAUCAGCAGGUUGAACAUAACAUCAAAUCGGCUUUGGAUAAGCAAGAUUGGAUAUGGAACUCCCAGGAGGGAUUUGAAUCUGAGCUACUAAUGCAGAAUUCAUUCCGGACGUUAAUGGUCAACGAUAAACAGGUGAAGGAGGUCUUCAAAUGUUCCAAGUGUGUCUUUGUGACGACAUUCCGGGAAAUCAUCGAGCGUCAUGUUAGCAUGAUGCACGCAGAGGUUCAGGAGGAUUGCUAUACUAUUACAAAAGAAGAGGAAUUUAACUCUGGUGAUAACAUCACAGUGAACUUCCAGUGUCAAGCCUGUAGCACGAGAGCGAUGAAUUUCCUCGGACUCCGUUACCACAUCCUAUACUGCACCAAGGUCAUUAUGAAUUGGUUUGAGAAAACAAAAUUAGAGACCACGAAUUCAAACCAUUAUGACGUGUGUGUGAAAGAUCUUUUGAGACUCCCGCGAUAUUGCAUUAUCUAUUCACAUGAGAAUCUAUACAAAGUCGUCCCCGAAUCGAUAUCAGUUUCAAGACUGCGUAUCACUGGGGUUGUAGGGGUAAACACAGAAGCAAAUGAUGCGAAUGACGCUCCAAAUGAAGCUGCUCAACCAAUGGAAGUAACAAGAAAAACUCGAAAGGAUAAGAAGGCUUUGUUACAUCAGUAUUUGAACAAUUUAAAAAAGACGACUGUACCUGAAAUUGUCGUUGAAAAACCAUCAGAAUCCCCACCAAUCGCCAUUAACCCAAAUUCCAACGAACCUUUCAUUACAAUCACCCAAUUUCAACAAAUGAAAAAAGGAACUAUGAAAACGAAACCUGAGGAACAUGUAGACGAUCAAAGCACAAGAACUGUUGGGCUUGAUCUAUCCCAUAAUAAUAAUACAGGAAGUAGCUCACCUUCAGAUUCGGAAGAUAAAAAGGAAGGGUCAAAAAGAAGGCAGACUGCACCAAGAAAGUUGGACAAGAUUAUCAAUAAACUGAUAUCGUCUGCUUCUCCUAGUAGCUCACCUCAGCCUCUUUCUGAGUAUUCCAACCCAGUUUUAUCACCGAGUAAUGAUGUCACACAACGCAGUCGUUCUCUCUCUCCUCACAGGGUUACAACUUCUCCACACAGGGUUCCUACUUAUCCAAAUUCUCAUUUUGGUGGUACUUAUCAAUAUAUUCCCACAUCCGGUAGAUCGCCAGUUGAAACUCCAGCCCCUAAUUCAUACAACCAAUCAGAGGAGAGGAACAUACAUUCAACUGCUAUCCAUGCAGGGUUAGAUUUGUCGAAAGUGAAACAGGAACCAGAAGAUCAAACCCAGAGUGAUGUUAAUGCACUCCGGUCUCUGUAUAAGACGACAACACACUUACUAAUUGCUCCUGUAUCUCCCUCUAUAUCUAACCCUGGACCCCCUCAACCUGUCCAAAUGCUUCCUAGUCCCGUCCCACAAGGUCUUAUUCAACAGACUCAUCAGCCAGAGGACAAUGCGUUUUCCUAUCUCUGCUUAAGAUGUCCAUAUGCUACCUUAUCAAUUCAGACUAUGGAACAACAUGUUCUUAUACAUUGCAUAUGCGCUCCGUAUAUGUGCCAGAAAUGUGACUUUAGAGCUACAUCGAAUAAAGACAUGAACACGCAUCUGCAGCGCUCCGUCAGAAACUGCGUGACGUGGCAUUUUGACAGGGAAGUCGCAAAGACACAACUUGAAGAAAUCCGGACGUUAUUUAACGGGUAUAAAGACAAAGACAUAACCCACAAAUGCAACAUGUGCAAAUAUAGCACUGAGCAUGGUGCGAUGAUCCGGGCCCAUGUAAUUCAACAGCACAGUACGCGUAAUUUUUUCAAAUGUGGCCACUGUGGGUUUGAGGACUCUAAACGGCAUGAAAUACUUCUCCAUUCUCUGACUGAACAUGCUGAGAAGGAGGUCAGUAUCAUAGAUGGGGAAGAGAGUAAGAAAAGCAUUGAUUUGGAGGCUGAGAGCCAGAAAUACUACACUUCAAUCAGACAGUCUGUACUAAAUAAAUAGAAGAAUGGACAAUCUUGUAGGUAAUGAUUUAAGCCCUGAACUUAGCGCAAUGUGGACUGAAUCAUUCCUCAAAAAGCUGUUAUUUUAACCUUUGCUCAGCAUUGAAUGUAAAGUUUAGGAAAUAACGUCUGAGUGGAAUGAAGUAG
This is a messenger RNA of Owenia fusiformis, 4836 nucleotides long. NCBI's taxonomy places the organism in Eukaryota, Metazoa, Annelida, Polychaeta, Sabellida, Oweniidae. The record is from the annotation of a GenBank genome assembly.